AUGUCAUCAUCAUUAACUUCAUCCACUUCCACCACAAUUUCUUCAUUGUGUCUACCACUAUCAUUAAUAAACUCAUCAUCAUCAUUAUUAUUAGGUUAUCCCAAUUCAAUUUUUUCAUUAUCAACCACAUCAGCUAUUUUAAGACAAACUUUUUCCGGAAUUGUUGGAAUUAAUAAUAAUUUAAUUAGAAUUAUUGAUGGUGAUAAUGUUGUUGUUAAUCAAGAUUCGGCCAAUGCAAUAAUUAGAUUAACUUCAUCAGGUUCAAAAUUUUAUAUUUCUUUACCAACCUUGGAACAAAAAUUAUUCACUCAAGAAUUAUCCAAAGAAUUAUCAAACAUUAUACCAUGUUCUGAUUCGAGAAUAAAAAUGAAUCGACAUUUUCAAUUUGAUAAGGAUACCGAGGAAACUCAAAUCUUGGAGAUAGAAGGUGAUGACGAUGAUAUUAUUGAUUAUAAUAAAGAUCUUGGUGGUGGAAUAAUAGGUGAAGGUGAUGUAAUUUCAACAAAUCCUCAAGCUGAUAGUAUCAUUGAAAUUGAAGAUCCUCUGAUGAGUGCCAAAGGUCAAUUUAAUAUUGAUGAUAAUGAAGAAGAAGAAAAUGAAGAAAACAAAGGGAAAUCAAAAAAGUGCACCGGAUAUAAAAUAUGUAAGAGAAGGACAAUUACCAUCACCCACAAAAUACCACCACCAAUAAUAACUUUGACGCCAAUAACAACUUCGCCUCCAGCCCAGCAACUUGACCAACUAGUAUAA
This is a messenger RNA of Diversispora eburnea, 750 nucleotides long. NCBI's taxonomy places the organism in Eukaryota, Fungi, Glomeromycota, Glomeromycetes, Diversisporales, Diversisporaceae. The record is from the annotation of a GenBank genome assembly.